Molecule: messenger RNA, 2999 nt
Organism: Frankliniella occidentalis (western flower thrips)
Lineage: Eukaryota; Metazoa; Arthropoda; Insecta; Thysanoptera; Thripidae
Product: centrosomal protein of 78 kDa
Exons: 12
Coding region: 384-2672 (762 amino acids)
Cellular component (GO): centrosome
Source: RefSeq, a predicted model, not a curated record
AUUGCGAAAUGAGAGGAAAGUGCCGUUACCGUGACCGAGUAGUCAUCCAUGUGGGUAUGCAAGUGUUUGUCCACCUGCUGAAAAGAGAUGGCGGGGAUGGCGGUCUACUGUUUGUUUCUCGGGGGAAUGUUUGCGUUUGCUGCUACGGCAACUGCCCUUCGUGUUCGAUCUAUCUGACGAACUAUGAUGGUUGUCAUUAGCAAUCCUGAAAACAGGCCAUUGUAUGUUGCGCCUCUCGUAAUUUAUCGCAAAUCUUUGAAAAAUAUUAGCUGUUUCAUACAACUUUUAGAUGCCAGAAUGCCAGUAACCAUGGCAACAGUAACUUGUCUCACUUCUCUUACUACUACUGAUCUUAUGUAAGGGAAAAUUUUGUUCAUAUCAUCAUGGCUUGCUCCAAUUUUAUGGCACGUUCUCCAAUGAAAUACAGAAAGAAAAACUGUCAUGUAUUUCAGUUAUGUUACACAGAUCUCUGUAACAUUCAUAACACUUCAAUGAUAUUUCCUAUUAAAGCUCAUUUGCACAAGAGAAUAUUAGACUUUAAUGGGGACAGAGUUAAAUUAGAUGAAUGGCGACCAAUUUUGAAGGCAUUAAGCCUAGAUCGUAGCCUUCACCUUAUAGCGAUCAGAAGCAAAAACUCGUGUUCCAAAGUCCUGGAACACAUAGACUCUGAAACAAAGUGUCGAUCUGUUGUGAAAAGACUGCCAGUCCUCCUUACCCAUUUUAUUUUUGGUAAAUUGGUAACGUCUUUGAGUCGUUGUUUACACUACAAUUCUCACCUUAAAUGUCUGGAAUUAGAUGGGCUCCUACUCUCUGGAGAGUAUUUGCAGACCCUACUUUCUGGUCUUGAGAAGAGUUUAUCUUUGCAGCAUCUCUCACUUCACCGAUGCCCCCUCGGUGAUGAGGGUUGUCAUUUAGUGUGCAACUCUCUUCGUAAUUUGCCCAAUAUUUUGACUGUUGAUAUGUCAGGGUGCAACAUAUCUUGCAAGGGAGUUCACAGCAUAGCAAGGACCCUUCAAUACCAGAAUCUGAACAGAUAUGGAGAGAACUGGAAGCAAUCCUUGCGUUAUCGCACUCCUGACACUGAUGUGAUGCCUGGACUACGUAGGGUAACUCUGAAUCACAACCCCCUCAUUGGAGAUGCCGGUGUCACAGAAAUAAUCAAUGUUCUCAGAGAUGACCUCUGGUUGAAAGCUCUUGAUUUACAAAAUGUUGGUUUGACAAAUGUUGGUGGAAUGGAGAUAGUAAAUUUAUUGAAAGUCAAUAAAAGCCUAUCUGUUUUGGAUGUGCACAACAAUGUUCAUCUCGAUGAAUCAGUUUAUGAAUCUGUGAUGAAUAUGCUAGCAUCCAACAAUCUGGGAAAGCCAUCUGAGUACCAUUGGAUAAGAGAAGAUACAUUAUAUUUCCCACGGAAACCUUUAUAUCAAAGUAGGGAUCCUUCCAUUGCUCAAAGGUCAAUCAAAUGCCAUGAUGGAGCCAACUCUGAACAGCGAUUCUAUGAUGGCAAUGCUGUUCGUCUAACAAAAAGCAGUAUAAUUCCAGAUACAAGAGGUACUCAAGUACAAAUUACUAAAGCACGUUCUGCUUCAGCUGUUAUCUCUAAUAAAAGUAAUGGCCGAUCAUUGGAACACAAGAAUACACCAAAAGCCUUAAGGAGGCACCAAUUUAAUGCCAAGCAAAAGGUUACAAUUCCGUCAAACCCUAUGAGCAAUUGGGAACACAUUAAUGCUUCUGGAGAUGGGAGCUAUGCACAUGAUAUUCGAGCAAAGCUUCGAGAGCUUUCUUCAAAAUUAGAAGAGGAAAAGCGUAGGCGGCUUGAAGCAGAAAAGCAAAAUGCUGAUCUAGCAUUAAGGCUUGAAACAAUUACCCAAAAGCAUGAGGGUCAAAUCUUAAUGGACCAAGGUGUUGUUAAGGAGAUUACAGAAGCCUUUGCUGCUUUCAAUUGCUUUGUAGCUAUAUUUUCAAAACAAGGGCUUCCUUUGAGGACUGAAAACAGCUCUGUCCAAAUAUCUGACUUGGUCUCUCCCAAUUCUCUAUCGCAGAGCAUACAAAGUGACUUUGAGUCUGGUGUGGAUGAAGAACCUGAGGAUGUGAAACAGUUUGCUGCUCUUUCCCUUUCACAGAGAAAUAUUCAAGACUGGAGAGUAGAGUUAAAUCAAGCUACAACAAGUGAUAGCAAUGAUGAGACAUCAUCCACUGAAAUAGACCAGGAUUCCAACUCUUUUAAUCAGAAGUGCAAAAAAGUUCAGAAAGAAGUCAAGACAGUUGGAGAAGAUGUGAAUGUUGAUGUACCACAUGGUCCUAUUGAAUCACCUCAAAGUCAUCUUCAGAAUAUUUUAAAUGAGAUAUUUCAGUCAGAUUUUCCCAAUUUACAACUUAACGACCUACUCAAGACAAAUCCUGUAUCAUUCAUCACAAAUCGUGAGAGUAAUGUACCUGAAAAAUGUCUAACGACAAGUCCUCAAAUUAUCACUCCAAGGAAAACUGACUGUGAUACUGAAGGUGAUAAAGGAAGAGGUUUCAGUUUUUGUGCUGGAUCAAAUGAAUCCCUGUACAUGAAUGCUGAGCAAACAAAUGGAAAUGAUGCAGAAGAUUCCAACACUAGUUGGGUCACUGAAUCCUGCUAUAGUGAUCCUUCACCAACACCGACUUUAACAGAACUUAAUGCUAAUUAAAAUAUUGUUCUUCACAUACCAAGAUAUUUGACAAUGGUGUAAGUAACUUUCCAGCAACUCAUUUGAAGCCUGCAGAUUCAUUUGACAUUCCACUUUGGUCAAAUUGCAGUAUAUUACAGUAGAUGUUUAACCAAAAAAAAAACCCAAAAAAUACUGACUACUUGUACCAAGAAUUUGAUAGACAUCAUGGAUUUUUUUUUCAUAUCUUUUCUUAUAGACCUUUAUGCGUGUGUUUCAUUUAUGUCAAAAAUGCUAAAGUUGCUGUUUUUUAAUUGUUGACCAAGAAAAGAUCUAAGGAACUAGUAAUAAAUUUAUGACAGCUUCAUU